Colias croceus (clouded yellow) is the source of this 1499-nucleotide messenger RNA. It is a transcript of the gene DCTN2-p50, whose product is annotated as dynactin subunit 2. Bases 137 to 1240 code for a protein of 367 amino acids. NCBI's taxonomy places the organism in Eukaryota, Metazoa, Arthropoda, Insecta, Lepidoptera, Pieridae. The transcript has 9 exons. Gene Ontology annotation, cellular component: cytoplasm; dynactin complex; centrosome. Gene Ontology annotation, biological process: mitotic spindle organization. The record is from RefSeq and is a predicted model, not a curated record.
UGACGGCUUGCAAAUUCUGACGACACUGACGUCAUCUUUGUUAUAAAAUUAUAAAUGAAUGAGUAAAACAAAUUAAAAAUUGUUAAAUCAAUACAAUAAAAGAACUUUCUCUAAAAAAUAAUAAAAGUAGGUAACAAUGGCUGAUCCAAAAUACGAAAAUCUUCCGGGAAUUGCCUACGAUCAACCUGAUGUUUAUGAAACUGGUGACUUGCCGGAAGCUGACCAGCCUGAGCCAUACGAAGACGAAGAAAACGAAUGCAUCGAACAACUGCACCUUUCUGUUAAAGAUUCUUUCAACAAGUUCAGAGGAAAAUUUCUGACAGGGAAUGUUGAUUUCUCUGAUCGUUUGAGUAGAAAAUCAAGAAUUGGUUAUAGAUCUGGUGAAUGGGAGUUGGCUGCGGAGGGCGAACCAGAGACUCCUCUAGAGAGGUACAACCGCUUGAGAUGUGAGUUCUCGGAGCUGCUCGAGCAAGUAACGGAACAACAGAACAGGGCUACUGAGAGUGAGAAGGACGAGCAUUCUAAAUUAGCUGCACAAAUAAUUACUACAAAGAAACUCUUGGAGGAGCUUAAAUUGGAAGAGGGAGAUCAAGUUGAUCCUAAGGCUGAGAAAUUAAAGGAGUAUUUAUCAGUGAAUGGUAAGAAGAAGCAAGGUGAGCUGGUGACAGCGCAUCUGAAGCUGAAGCCUGAGGUCAACUUGGCUCAGACUGCGAGGAUCGCUCAGUUGGAACACAGGUUACAUAAAUUGGAACAAGCGGCUGGCGUGAGAGACGAAGAAGCAUUCAGAAGAUUGCAGACAGCCACUGGAGAGGCGUCGCUCUGCGGUGCGGCCGCAGCUCUAGCGAGCCAAGCGGCGUUGUUACGGCCGGCUGAUGUAGCGGCCGCUGAGACACGUGUAGCUGCGUUGUUGAAUAGUGUCGAUGCUUUGAAGGCUGCUCGACCCGCUGAGCUCGAGGCUAAGGUGACUGAAUUGCACAAUCUGUUGAAACAAAUUGACGGCAUUUCUCAUUCCGAAAUACUCGAACGGAUGGAGGCGCUGGAAGCUCUUCACAAUCAAGCCAGCAACUUCGGCAAGUCGCUCACGGAACUAGAAACAUUGCAAAGCACAAUCGCUAAUGGCGUUCAAAAUAACAAACAAUUACUUCAAGGUGUGCAAGAAGUGUUCGCUCACAACAUCGACAGCUUACAGAAAGAAAUAAAAAAGUUAGACGAAAGAAUCGGGAAACUCAGCAUCGCGUGAUAGAACAGAUUAAAAAUAUCUAACCCAGUUUAUUUAUUAUCUGUAUCUCGGUUGUCAAUGUCACUUUAAAAUGGCGGCUUAAUUGUAUUACCAUUAGAUAAAAAUUAAUAUAACCCUUGUCGUCUAAAGUAAUUGAAAAUGGACCAUGAUUUAAAGGGCAAUGAAUAUUAUGAAUGACUUAGAGCUAGCGCGCAAGAGCAACUUUUGUCUCCGCAACUAUUUUGUCUCUCCCUUCAACUCUAUAGGAAGUUGCGUCGCU